ACGUUGGCUUGGCAACCAACUAACAAUUUUGUUUACCUAGCUAGCUAGCUAGAUUUAUAAUUUGCAAGUCGUGAUUUGUUGGCUAAAAAGAUGAUAGAUCCUGCUUUAAGUUCUUUGGGUGCUCAGAUUGUCUUGGCUGCGUCCAGUGACGAGAAUCAUCCUCCAGAAAACAUUAUUGACGGGAACACUGAAACAUUUUGGAUGUCCACUGGAAUGUUUCCACAGGAGUUCAUAAUCUGCUUUGCUGAAUCUAUGAAAAUUGCCCUUGUGACAAUGCACUGUUAUAAUGUUAAGACUCUUAAAAUUGAGAAGAGCAUCUCAGAUGAUGCUACUGACUUUCUGGCUAUUUCAGAAAAGGAAUUUGAACACACAGAGGGGCAUCUUCAAACAAAUGAUAUUCCACUAAAUGGAACGACUGCAACACACUUGCGCUUCAUCAUUACCUCUGGAUAUGACCAUUUUGUCUCAGUACACAGGGUCAGUGUGGAGUGAUGAAAUAUAUAGUACCUUCUCAUAAUGUAUAUCUCUACUUAUUAAGGAGUUUGUCUGAAUAUCUAAUAUGUUUUACAUUGUAUUGUCUUUUUGUUGUUGUGUAUAUUUUUUAAAUAAUGAAACAGGAGUUAAUGUUACAUCACCUGAGGCCCAAUUAAUAGUUUGUUUUAUUCUACCUGUUCACCAAAUACAAAUUGUAAUACAAUCUGUUGAAUAAAUCAGACUACAAUUGUAAUCUGAAAACAA
Molecule: messenger RNA, 738 nt
Organism: Coregonus clupeaformis (lake whitefish)
Lineage: Eukaryota; Metazoa; Chordata; Actinopteri; Salmoniformes; Salmonidae
Gene: hspb11
Product: heat shock protein family B (small) member 11
Exons: 5
Coding region: 91-492 (133 amino acids)
Biological process (GO): intraciliary transport
Cellular component (GO): centrosome; intraciliary transport particle B; cilium
Source: RefSeq, a predicted model, not a curated record